AUGGAAAAAUAUAGCGGUAGUUUGAAAGGCAUAGAUUUGGCCAAAUUCGACUUUCCCCAAGCUCGGAGUGAUUGGAAGAUUGAAUAUGAGAAUGAACAAACACAACAAGCAUCAGUUGAGUUCCGAGCCCACAUUCAAAUCCCUCUUAAAAAAAAAUUUUUAACCAGCAGUCCUACUGAGUUAGAACUAGAAUACGAAGAUCGAGAAGAUAGUUUAAAUGGAAAAGUUUAUUGGG
Molecule: messenger RNA, 235 nt
Organism: Racocetra fulgida
Lineage: Eukaryota; Fungi; Glomeromycota; Glomeromycetes; Diversisporales; Gigasporaceae
Source: the annotation of a GenBank genome assembly